Melopsittacus undulatus (budgerigar) is the source of this 2961-nucleotide messenger RNA. It is a transcript of the gene PPWD1, whose product is annotated as peptidylprolyl isomerase domain and WD repeat containing 1. The transcript is spliced from 12 exons. Lineage: Eukaryota; Metazoa; Chordata; Aves; Psittaciformes; Psittaculidae. Gene Ontology annotation, biological process: protein peptidyl-prolyl isomerization. Bases 791 to 2689 code for a protein of 632 amino acids. Gene Ontology annotation, molecular function: peptidyl-prolyl cis-trans isomerase activity; protein binding. The record is from RefSeq and is a predicted model, not a curated record.
GUUGCGGAGUUGGAGGAUUCCGGGUUUAGGGAAACGCAACACAAUAAAGAACCAUAACUAGUUUAUUAAUACAGGCAAAAUACCGAGGUAACAAAAGAUUACAGUAAAGGAUCUCUCUGAUGUUUGGUUAUCUCACCAAAGACAAUGUGAUGACGAUCAGGAAACCAGCUCCAAGAAACAUCAUCGCAGUGCGAGGUGGCAGGCUCAACCUUAGCGGACGUCCCCGCGGAGGCAGCGUUGCCCUGGGUAGUAUGAAGUUCUGCCUGUCCGCGCAGCAUGAGGCUCCGGGAAACAACAGGAACAACCUCUCCAACAGUUCCAAGCUGACAAGCAGGCAAAAUACCGAGGUAACAAAAGAUUACAGUAAAGGAUCUCUCUGAUGUUUGGUUAUCUCACCAAAGACAAUGUGAUGACGAUCAGGAAACCAGCUCCAAGAAACAUCAUCGCAGUGCGAGGUGGCAGGCUCAACCUUAGCGGACGUCCCCGCAGAGGUACCACUGACCUGACUAGUAUAGAGCUCCACCUCUCCGCAUCGCCUGAGGCUCGGACUUUUAUAUUAGCUAAAACACGCACUCAUUCUAACACAAGAAACCAGCCUACAUCCAAACAAACAGCUACUUAUAUCUAGAAAGGUCUCCAAGGGUCGGCACUCUUCCGGGGAGGAGCCAAAGUCGUAAUUCCGGGGAGGAGCCAAAGCCAUAAGUUCCGGGGAGGAGGGAUUACGCGCACACAGAAGUUUUCCGAUUUAGUGUGUUCUUCCGCGGGCCGUUAUCUGGUGUCGCUGACACACAUGGCUUCCUCCGACUUGGAGCGCAAAAGGAAGGAGCCUGAACCCGAGGCAAAGGUCGGCAGCGAGGAAACGGCUGCGGGAGACGAGGAGGAUGAGGAGGAAAGCUGGGUCGGGCCGCACCCGGGGGAAGCCGCACAGGCAAAAAAGAGGAGAGUUCUUGAAUUUGAACAUGUUUAUCUUGCAAAUCUGCCGUGUGCUUCGAUGUAUGAACGCAGCUACAUGCACAGAGAUGUCAUCACACACGUUGCAUGUACUAAGACAGAUUUUAUUAUAACAGCCAGUCAUGAUGGCCAUGUGAAAUUCUGGAAAAAAAUAGAAGAAGGAAUUGAGUUUGUUAAACACUUUCGGAGUCACCUGGGUGUUAUUGAGAGUAUUGCUGUUAGUUCAGAGGGGGCAUUAUUCUGCUCAGUUGGAGAUGACAAAGCAAUGAAGGUGUUUGAUGUGGUCAACUUUGAUAUGAUCAACAUGCUGAAACUUAGCUACCACCCUGGUCAAUGUGAAUGGGUAUAUUGCCCUGGAGAUGCCAUAUCUUCUGUUGCAACAUCUGAGAAGAGCACAGGAAAAAUAUUCAUAUAUGAUGGACGAGGAAAUAACCAGCCACUUCAUGUUUUUGAUAAACUCCAUACAUCUCCUCUUACUCAGAUACGUUUGAACCCUGUUUACAAAGUAGUAGUGUCUUCCGACAAGUCUGGAAUGAUUGAGUACUGGACUGGUACUCCUCAUGACUACAGAUUUCCCAAGAAUGUGAACUGGGAGUAUAAAACAGAUACUGAUCUAUAUGAAUUUGCCAAAUGCAAGGCUUACCCAUCCAGUAUAAGUUUUUCACCUGAUGGCAAGAAAAUGGCCACUCUUGGGUCUGACAGAAAAGUUAGAAUCUUCCGGUUUCUGACAGGGAAGCUCAUGAGAGUCUUCGAUGAAUCUCUGAGUAUGUUUACGGAACUUCAGCAGAUGAGACAGCAACUUCCAGACAUGGAGUUUGGCCGACGAAUGGCAGUUGAGCGUGAGCUAGAGAAAGUGGAUGCAGUAAGAUUAGUUAAUAUAAUUUUUGAUGAAACUGGACACUUCGUUCUCUAUGGAACAAUGUUGGGCAUUAAGGUCAUAAAUGUAGAGACUAACAGGUGUAUUCGUAUCUUGGGAAAACAAGAGAACAUCAGAAUGAUGCAACUAGCGUUGUUCCAAGGAGUAGCAAAGAAACAUCAUGCUGCAAUCACUAUAGAGAUGAAGGCAUCUGAAAAUCCUGUGCUCCAGAAUAACCAGACAGAUCCAACAGUAAUCUGCACAGCUUUUAAAAAAAAUAGGUUUUACAUGUUUACUAAACGUGAACCAGAAGAUACAAAGAGUGCAGAAUCUGACAGAGAUGUGUUUAAUGAGAAACCUUCUAAAGAAGAGGUUAUGGCAGCCACUCAGGCAGAAGGUCCCAAAAGAGUUUCAGACAGUGCCAUCAUACACACAAGCAUGGGAGAUAUUCAUGUCAAGCUUUUUCCUGUUGAAUGCCCCAAAACAGUGGAAAACUUCUGUGUGCACAGCAGAAAUGGUUAUUACAAUGGACACAUAUUUCACCGUAUCAUCAAGGGGUUCAUGAUUCAGACUGGUGACCCAACUGGUACAGGAAUGGGAGGUGAAAGUAUUUGGGGAGGCGAAUUUGAAGAUGAAUUUCAUUCAACUUUACGACAUGACAGGCCGUACACACUCAGCAUGGCUAACGCAGGACCAAAUACCAACGGAUCCCAGUUUUUUGUAACAGUAGUGCCAACGCCAUGGCUAGACAACAAGCACAGUGUGUUUGGACGGGUGACCAAAGGAAUGGAAGUUGUUCAGAGAAUCUCAAAUGUAAAAGUAAAUCCAAAAACUGACAAGCCGUAUGAGGAUAUCAGCAUCAUUAAUAUCACAGUGAAGUGAGACCCAAAACGGGAACUAGAAAGAACAGAAAUAUUUUUGUUAAUUUCUAGAUGUAAUGAAUGCCAUGACAGAGAAAUCAUAGAAUACUUAAGGUCCUUUCCAACCCAAACAUUAUCUCAUUGGUUUUACUAUUUUUAAUGUAUUUAAAGUGCCCUAAAUCUGUAUUUCUGGUAAUUUUGUAUUUUUAAGUAAAAACAGCUGCAUGUUUCUUAUGAAGUCUGCUGUUUUUCUUUUCUAUGCAAAACUGAAGAAUAAAAACACACAGUAUGCCU